CUCACCGUCGCAACACCAACCUCUUCGGCGUCCCCUCCCUCCGCCUGCCCUCCGCUAACCCUCCAUCUCACACUUCCCCCCAACACUCUCGCUGCCAUUGCCUCUGUUGCGCGCCCGUUCGGUGCCCCGAGGUUGAAUCUCACGCCCCCGAACACCCGUCAACGCCCCUCCCUCACCAGCGGACGCGCCGACCACAACACCCCCCGUCGCCUCUUGCGCGCAUGCACCAUCCUCAACCUCUCUCAUUAUCCGCUAUAUAGUCGCGACCAUGUUCUUUCCUGAGCAUCUGCUCUCUAAAUCAGGCCCGCUGGCUCGCGUCUGGCUGGCGGCCAAUCUUGAGAAGAAACUAUCCAAGAACCAGGUCCUCCAGGAUAAGAUUGUCGAUGACAUUGGCGUUAUCAUCAGGCCAGAAGUUGCAGGAGGCCCCAUGGCCCUGCGCCUAAGCGGCCAGCUGCUUCUCGGCGUUGUGCGCAUCUACAGCAGGAAAGCGCGCUAUCUUCUUGACGAUUGCAAUGAAGCGCUUAUGAAAAUCAAGAUGGCCUUCCGCCCCGGGAACAUCGAUCUUCCCUCGACCCAGUCCCAUAUUGCGAACCCCGCUAGCCUAACCUUGGCUGAGACCAUUACGGAGACGGACUUGCUGCUGUUGCCGAUGCAUGAUCAUUUGCUACCUCAUCCGCUCGACAUGAACAACAGUGGUUUAGAUGCGGACGACCUAACCCUAGACAGCCAACAAUAUUUGUCAGGGAGUAUCGAGAAGGCGCGUGCCGAGCCUAUGGUGUUAGACGAAGCAGAUGACCUUGGUCUCGACCUUGGUGAUGACCUAGAUCUACCAAUGAACGCUUUCGACGAAGGUACCAGCGUCGAGGUUGGCCGCAAUGCUCGUCUUGACCGACGGGCUUCUGAAGAAUUUCCUUCGAGCCCCAAAAUUUUCGAGGAUGAGGGUGAUCUCGGCCUGGAUCUUGGCGAGGAAGACGAAACCGCGAUCCCCAUCGUAGGGGACAUGAACAUGGACAUCGACAUGGGCGGCAUGACUGACUUGGGAGAUGUAGAGGAGACUGUGGCCAACGGCGAAGAUGCACUUGAACGCCGUGAGCGGGAUUCAAUCUCGCCUCUCUCUUCGAUUCGAUCCAGUGUUGAGCGAGAUCUCGAGCAGACUUUCCAGCAAGACCAGAAUACCGCCGCAUUUGAGCCAGAAGAGGAAGAGGAAGAAUCUGUUCACCAGGCCCACAAAGCCAAGCGCCGCAAAGUCCUUCAUGCUGAUGCCGACACCGAGAUUCACUCUACCCAGAUUCGGGAGCAGCAGAAUGAUCGAUCUCGUAUCUUAAAGCCAGCCUCUUUCCUCCCACGCGACCCUAUGCUACUUGCUCUCAUGAAUAUGCAGAGGUCAGGAGGCUUUGUUUCUAGUAUACUAGGUGAUGGCCGAAGCCGAGGCUGGGCACCAGAACUGAGAGGCAUACUUUCCUUGGAAGUCGUAUCACGAGCAGGCCAAAAAAGGAAGCGUGACAGCGGUGUCGCUGAUUUCGAUCCUGACGAUGAAGACGCCGCUACAGGUGCGGAGAAGACGCCCCAGUUGGAAAUUGAUCAGGCAGAACCAGAACUGGAUGAUAUUGCUGUUGACCUGGGUGGAGAUGUCACUCUUGGACAGGGUGACGAUAUGUUCCAGUUCCCUAGUGAUGCAGACGUUAAUCCGCUGGACGAAGAGCCUUUGGAAGAGGAAGAAGCAUUUUCACCUGUCCCGGACAACUUCGACGAUACGACUGCCCCUCUUCUUCACCCCGCAGAGAGCGGGCCCAUCUCACUUGGAACAAAGCAUGCUGUCCACCUUCUACGUGAGCGAUUCGGCCACGACGCAGAGACGAGCGAGUCCGAACGACAAAAAACAAGUGUUUUGUUCCAAGACAUGCUCCCAGAGGCUACGACGACAAGGUCAGACGCUACCAAGAUGUUUUUUGAGGUGUUGGUCCUUGCUACUAAGGAUGCCAUCAAAGUAGAACAGCCCGUUAAUGAGCUCAGUGGGCCGUUGCGGAUCCGUAGCAAGCGAGGGCUGUGGGGUUCGUGGGCAGAGACCUCAGCUAGCGGGGAGUUAGCUUCUCAGUCUGCACAACCAGCAUCUGAGGCGGCUACCGUUGAAUUAUAAAGAGUGGUUCGGUUUUGUAGGACUUUUCUUUCACCUGCUUUAGCAGCGUUGAACUUAUUUGGAUCUGGCGGCGUUGGCUGGAUACCCUUUAUGUUUGGCAUGGACUCGGGGAAGACGUCUUUUUAGGUGUAUGGCGCAACGCGGCCAAUGUGUAUUACUACUUUGGG
This is a messenger RNA of Lindgomyces ingoldianus, 2304 nucleotides long. RefSeq lists its product as uncharacterized. Gene Ontology annotation, biological process: synaptonemal complex assembly; replication-born double-strand break repair via sister chromatid exchange; mitotic sister chromatid cohesion. Bases 269 to 2137 code for a protein of 622 amino acids. The record is from RefSeq and is a predicted model, not a curated record. Gene Ontology annotation, cellular component: synaptonemal complex; cohesin complex. The transcript has 2 exons. Gene Ontology annotation, molecular function: chromatin binding; protein binding. NCBI's taxonomy places the organism in Eukaryota, Fungi, Ascomycota, Dothideomycetes, Pleosporales, Lindgomycetaceae.